Molecule: messenger RNA, 504 nt
Organism: Stereum hirsutum FP-91666 SS1
Lineage: Eukaryota; Fungi; Basidiomycota; Agaricomycetes; Russulales; Stereaceae
Exons: 5
Coding region: 1-504 (167 amino acids)
Biological process (GO): secondary metabolic process
Cellular component (GO): cytoplasm
Molecular function (GO): carboxy-lyase activity; hydrolase activity
Source: RefSeq, a predicted model, not a curated record
AUGACAUCGACCCUUCAAGGCGCCAAGGAGACUGUGAGUACGCUAGCACUCACUACAGAGGAGCCUAUCAAGAAUACCUUCUCCAAACCGCAUCGCAUCGACACUCACAUCCACAUUAUUCCCCCCUCGUUUGCAAAGGCAGUCUCGGCUAAUGGCGGCGACCCCGCUGGCUGGGAUCUUCCCACCUGGAAUACAGCCGGCACCAUUCACGCAAUGAACACCCUUGCCAUCCAGACUGGUGUCAUGGCCGAGUCUAUAUCUAAGUUCUAUUACGAUGUGGCGCUGAGCACGAGCCCUAUCGCCCUUCAGUCGCUUCUGGAAUUCACGACCCCCGACAAAAUCCUCUAUGGGUCGGACUUUCCCUAUGGGCCACUUCCUGUGGGUCUAUUCAUGACCGCGCAGCUUGACGAGUUCAUGAGGGAGAGACCCGAAGAGGGAAAGAAAUUGGAAGGUUUGAAUCGUGAGAACGCGGAGAAGCUGUUCGGAGAUAACGUGAAGUGGUAA